This is a messenger RNA of Aspergillus viridinutans, 2853 nucleotides long. RefSeq lists its product as uncharacterized. Bases 1 to 2853 code for a protein of 950 amino acids. Gene Ontology annotation, molecular function: protein binding. The record is from RefSeq and is a predicted model, not a curated record. The transcript has a single exon. NCBI's taxonomy places the organism in Eukaryota, Fungi, Ascomycota, Eurotiomycetes, Eurotiales, Aspergillaceae.
AUGGUCCUCGGUCUUCAUCCUCCUUCAGAUCCCAAAAAAGCCCAGGCAUGGUGGACGGAAGUUUUCCUGUCCCAUCCGCCUCGUGAGGUGGUUGACGCACCGGAGUUCCCGCCCAGGCCGGACGAGUUCCAAGAGAUCGACUGGGCGCCAUAUGUGGAAUCGAAAGAUGCAAAACUAGCACGUAUCUUGUGGGAUCGUCCCACUCAAAAACUCCGACAGUACUUGGACAGCCUAGGCCAGCACCCUUUUCCUCGGCCUGGUGAUGACGACGAUAUAAAGGCAAUGGAGCACACCGAAGGACUCGCCUUAGAGGUGUACGAGCUUCUCCUGUUGGAGCACAUGUACCCCAUUGCAGAGUCCGAAUGGCAAGCUAAAUGGACACAGAUGGGGAUGGACCAGGCGAAGUGGCGACUCGAUGAUAUCUUGAAAGACUGGGGGCAUAUGCCUAAUACCGGACCCAUCCUUAUUCAGGGCAAGGAUGUAAUGACUUCCCGCCAAUUAACAGUUGCAACAUUGAAGCAGGAGCUUAGGGACCGAAACCAAGUCCAAACUGGGACUUCGCAAGUCUUGCGCCAGCGUCUUUACGACUAUGAGCGAAAGUCUCUCACACUCUUUUCCAGAAGCGACCUCGGACAUUGGAAGAUAUCCACAGGGAAGCCGCGGGGCUGGCGAAUCUACCCGGGCGAUGAGUUGAACCCGUUGGACAUGUACACCUGGGCCAUUAAACUUAGCCCAUACAACCCUACAUACUGGGUCAGCCGUGCCUAUUGCCACUACCAACAGGCCUUCUUUGACCUUGCGAUCGGAGAUGCCUACCGAGCCCAGCUUCUCUGCGAGGUGCUUGUCGAUGCUCGGUGCAGAAACCGUCAACCCGGGCUUUACCCCCGAAUCUGGCACGCGAUCUCUCAGCAUAUCCUGGCAGGGAUGAACAGUGAGACGGAAGCCGUCCCGCCAGAGGUGGAAAAAAUGCGCCAACCUAACGGGAUUAACUACUUCAUCCCAACCCUUCGAAAGGCACUUCAUAACAUCAUCAGCCUAAGUCUCGCUGCGCUUCAAGCCCGAGAGGAUUGCAAGGCCAUGGAGAAAUACCUCCCUCAAAGGGUCAUCAUGCCGGACCGCGAUAGACGACCUUUCGAACGACGUCACGAGGUAAUGGAAUCUUAUUUCGAGCAGGCUCACAAUGAAAAGGAGGCAAAAAAGCUUUGGUUUCACGAGUCCCGGGCAGGAAAGGUUUCGACAGAAAGGCUAUAUCCGUAUGAAUCGAGUGACAAACAUCGGACCGACCAAGAUUUCCUCGAUGAAUUGAACCAAAGGCUUUUCGGAAACAAUCAAGCCCUCCCUUGGAGGAGAUGCGAGGUCAAAUCGGUUGAGCGCCUCAAGCCAGCAAAGGACUCCGCCACAGCGCUAGGGGUGUUUGCAACCGAAAAAAUCAAGAAAGGACAGAUGAUUUUCGUCGAGGAGCCGGCAAUGCGGGGACAUCUCGGCGUGAGCAGGCUGCCAUCGGAUCAGUGUGAAUACAGCGCAAGUACGCCACGAUGCGACAACUGUUACAAAGAGCUUGAUGCCGCGUGGCCGGAAGAGGACCAAGAACGGAUCAAGAAGAUCAAAGCCGGACAGGACAAGGCCGCAUGCAAAUGUGUUUUACUCGAUGAAAAAGAAGCUAUUCCGCUAAGCUACUGCCCCCCAGGUCCUGGGCCCAAGACAUGCUCCGAGAUUGCGCGGAAGCUUUAUCACUUUCGGGCCUGUCGGAAAAACUGGAAAUGGCUGCAUGAUGCUAUGCGCCCAUAUGUGAUGCAAUGGGGUAAUCAUAAAGGUUAUCAUUACUUUAGUCACACAAAUGAGGCCCAUGGAACAUUGCUGAGCCUUCUCCUCAGGGAAGUGUUUGACAUCACACUCGGGAGGCGCGAAAGGUUUCACGACCCAAACCUCAUGGCGCAUGAGAUUGACGAACUCUUGGUCCUUGAGGAUAACUUGGACCGGACUGAUGAGAAAGUAUCAUUUCCGUUCACAUUGGCUGCCAACAUCCAGGUCCCAUUCGACAUUCUCAUGCACCUGGGCGUGGACAUAUUCGCCGACCUCUCGUUCGACACCUGGGUCAUUCAAAUCGUGUUAAGGAAAUUGCUGACCAACGCGAUUCCCUGGGCUGAUGUACCGGCCCUGAAGAUGAGCAAAGAGCCAGCCAAGAAGAUUGUUAGGCGGAAGGAGAUCGACGACCCAGAAAAGCAACGAGAAAUGACUAAAAAGAGGGAAAGCUUUGAAAGCUAUGACCCGUCAUUUCGAGCAUUGUAUCUCUAUCCAGGCCUCAGCCUGUUCAAUCAUGCCUGCCCGGAAAAGCAUAACGCACAGUGGGGAUUCGAUUUCGGCGGCGUCCCAAAUCGUGUAUUUGUAUGGGCAAAAGAAGAUAUCCCCAAGGGAAAGGAAAUCCUCAUUUCCUACACUGAGUCGCCCAUGACGGAAAAGGGUAUGCUCAGGCAGCUUGGUCGACAAUGCGCUUGUGACGGCGAACACGAGGACGAGUCGAGCGAUGAGGACGAUGCUCUGCAGCCUCCCCAGUACCCGCCGCUGAGCGCGGCACCUCGUGAUCCGACUCCAGAUACCAGUCCCGAUCCGAGCCAGGGUACUUCUACGAGGGCACUCGGGACCCAGACGAAACCUAUCGGGGCGCAGGUGGACGGAGCAGAUGGCGACAGGGAGGAGUUUGCAGCCAGAGAGCAACCUUUACUUCCAGGAGCAACUGAGGCCGAAGAGCAGUUUGACUGGGAGUUGGAGCAUUAUAUGGCAACAAGGAAGCGCCCGUACCGCGGGGAAUGGGCAGAGAGUGGAUAUCACAAGCGUCAACACUUCGAUUCCUAG